Symbiodinium necroappetens is the source of this 3561-nucleotide messenger RNA. NCBI's taxonomy places the organism in Eukaryota, Dinophyceae, Suessiales, Symbiodiniaceae. The record is from the annotation of a GenBank genome assembly.
AUGUUGCCAGUUCCGAGGAUGUGUGCAGCGACGCACCUGCUAGUUCAGGAGUGCCCAAAGGUUGAAAUGGGGGUCGACGAGCUGCGGAAGUCGCUGUUGGUCGUCCUCGGCGAAUACUUGCAUCGAGCUCGCAUCCGUGAAAUCCUGCCUGUCCUUCAAUCUGAGAGUGGCCAUCGGUACAUAGAGUACACCUGCGUGAGGUACGUCUGCAGCGAGGCUCGCGAUGCUUUCGUCCUCGCCAACCUCUGCAAGCCCGAGGCCGGAGAAAUGCAUCGCAGACUGCGGUCGGGCGGCCUGUCGGAGGCGGAAGCUGCCGCUUCCCAGGAGAGCUGUGGGCCAAACUCCAUCCACGUCCCAGUUCCAAGUCGGCUGGAAGCAUUGGCUUGCGAGUUCUCGCACUUCACAUACGUGUUCAACUCAAUCGCGAUCUGGACAUACGUUGCGUACACCACCUGGAAUAUCGGUCUCCUUUGGCUGUUCAUGACUCUUGGCUCCGGGACUUAUCGAGCGCUUGGGAUUACACGACCGAACAAGAAGAGAGUCUCCGAUUUGGCGAGGAUGCAGAAAAGCUGCGUAGUCCUGCGCGAGGGCAAGUUUCGGCAGCUGGAUGUUUCGGAGAUUGUUCAGGGCGACAUCGUCCAAGUUACGGGAGGAAAGGAUGCCGAACUCCCCUGCGAUGGCAUGCUAAUCAGCGGCAGCCUUAUCGUCAAUGAGUCAAUGCUGACAGGUGAGCCCAUGCCCAUCGCAAAGGUGCCUGUCGAAGACGUCGACCACUCUCAAGAGCACCCGAAGAGCAGCAAGGCCUUUGCAGGGACCCGCAUCAUUGAGUCCAGAGGCGAGACAGAACACGGGGGAUUCGCCCUCCUUUACUGCACGGAGGUUGGGGCUGGUACCACCAGAGGCGAACUUGUGAGAAUGGUCCUUUUCCCGUCGAGUGUGAAGUUCAAGUACAACGACCAGCUGCCCACUGUCUAUGCUUUGAUGUUCGCAAAAGCAAUGGUGUUGGUGAUGCUCCAUCUCUUCGCUGCCCACGAAGGUUCUCCUGUAGUGACGUUCUUGAACGUCACUUGCGCGAUCGCCGGGGCCCUGAGCCCCAUGCUACCCGUAUCGCUGGUCAUGGGGCAGUCCGUGUCGGCAAAGCGUCUCACAGCUGCCCGAGGAUACCAAAUCAAAUGCUUGGAGCCUGGCCGAAUCCCUAUAGCAGGGAAGAUCUCCACCAUGGUUUUCGACAAGACUGGCACCAUUACGAAGUCUUCAAUGGAUCUCGUGAGCGUGCAAGCCGCCCAACAGUUGGACGAGACUGCGCACUUCCAGCCGCUGCUUUGGAUAGAUGGUGAACCAGAGUCGGGCAACGUGGACGGGCCACACAAGCUUCCGAAUCUACUACGGUGUGCGGUGGCCGUAUGCCACACCGUGAAGCAGCUUGACGACGGGAGCCUUGUGGGAAACGAGCUGGAGUGCGCCAUGUUGCGGAAGACAAGCUGCAGGAUCAUUCAAAAAGCCAUCAUCCUUCCAGAUGAAGAGAUUGAAAUCGUCCGAGAAAUGCAGUUUGACCACCACAGCAUGACAAGUGGCGUCGUCGUUCGGAGGUCCCGAGGACAGCUUGAGGUCUUUGUGAAAGGCUCGCCCGACAAGAUUCAGGCAGUGGCCUGUCCUUCGUCCUUACCAGCUGACUAUGCUGCGACCAUCAGUGCCCAUGCCAAGGCUAACUACUAUGCCCUGAGCAUUUGCCAUAGAAGCCUUCCGGAGAAGUCCAAUUCGGAGGUGGCUGAAAUGUCGCGCUCGGAACUGGAGCAGAAUGUCCAAUUCUGUGGACUCUUGCUCUUCAGAAAUGAGAUGAAGAGGGAAGCCCCCCAAGCUAUCCAGCAGCUCAAGGAAGGUGACAUUCGAUCUGUCAUUUGCACGGGGGACAGCGAGCUUACUGGCAUUGCUAUUGGCAGGCAGUGUGGCAUCGUGUCAGGUGACUGCCUGCUAGCUACGGUUCAGGAUCACAAGCUUGUUUGGCAAGACCCCGAGGAUAUGGACAUGGAAGGCCAAGGCCAAGCCCAAAAGCAAAGCACUUGUCACACCGUCCAGGUCGAGUCUUGUGAGUGUCAGCUUGCCCUCAGCUGCCCCGCAUGGCAUCAUCUUUUGGAGAAUGAGCCACUUCUGCUGCAGAAGCUCUGGCAGCGUUGCGUUGUCUUCGGUAGGAUGAAGCCGGAUGAUAAGAUCAACGUCGUUGCAUAUCUUCAGCGUCAAGGUCUGAUUGUCGGAAUGGCCGGCGAUGGAGGCAACGACUGUGGAGGUUUGCGUGCAGCGCAUGUUGGCAUAGCAUUGUCUAGCGCAGAAGCUUCCUUGGUGGCUCCUUUCUCAACUGGGAGACUUGAAGACGGCUCACAAGACGACAGCAUUGAUGGUCAGAUCUCACUCCUUACCAUCCCAGACCUCAUUCGAGAAGGACGUGCCUGCUUGGCAACGAAUUUGGCCACCUUUGCUUACUUCAUCGUGCAGUCCUUCUCUCUUACUGGCAUGAUGACAGCGGUCCAUAUUGCUCACAAUGUCACUGUCGGAGAGUGGGUAUGGCUGACGAAGGACAUCGGGUUUGGGAUGAUCAUGACGUUCUUCAUGACGCAAUCCAAAGCCUUAUCGUGUUUGGCAAAGGUGCGACCCACCGCGACGCUGCUGGGAGCAAGAACUCUUCUCACUAUCGCCUCGCAAGUCCUCCUGAACUGGCUCUUCUUCGGCUGCGCGUUGUACAUGUUGAAGGUGGAAGCAUGGUACGAUCCCCUGGAUCCCAUCUUUGACAUCUCCAUUCUUCCCCACCUUUGGAUGUUGAAAGGAGACAACUAUGAUGGUGCUGUUUGUGCGGUUUGUGUCUUGGUCGGUCUGGCGAAUACUUCGUAUGUGAACACCUAUGGCGGCAACUUCCGCAGAAACAUUUUGCAGAAUUGGGGCAUCUGCGCAGCGUACCUUUCUAGUCUGUGUCUUGCGAGCUUUCUCAUCUUUUCCUCACCAAAUCAAUUGAAUUGCAUAUUCCGAGUGAAUUGUGACACGCCGAGCUCCUUGGCUUGCAGUUCGCUGCCCCUUCUUGAUGACAUCAGCGUGGGAGGUGUCGGCGAAUGCUUCCUCGGGCCUCAGGUGAAAUAUUGGCAGAAUCACACAUCCUAUCUGCCCCAAGCUGGAGAUUCCCCGUGGCUGCCUUCGCCAGACAACGGCUGCCUUCCUCCGACUGCUACCCUGGAACACCUGCCACUCGAUCACCUAGACAUCAGCACCGGCAAAGGCUUCAAAGUCGGAGCCUGCAUCGGUCCCAACAACUGCUUCUCCGAUGACUUCAAGUGGAAGCUUUGGGGCAUCCUUGCCUUACUCACAUUCCUUCAGCAUUUCGUCAUGAAGUACGUGUUUCUGGGCCCUGUCGCUCGCCGCUUGCGCCAGUGGAGGAGCAGCCGACAGCGCAACGCAGAUGCCGCGACCACCGUGCCAGGAGAUGGCCACUUCAGUCCUGUUUCUCCUGAGGCUCCGGAAGGCGAGCCGGAGUCGCACGACCAAGCCCGUGCCAACAAAGUGGAUCUGCAGUCGUGA